AUGUUUCUAAUAGUGUUACUUGGGUUAUUGUAUCAAACUAAGAGUAUCAUGUAUCAAAUAAAAAGACAUUUAACUAUUGUGGAUCCUAUUCAUGAUAUUCAUUAAGUAGAAUACAGAGUUUAGAUGUAAUUUGGAUCUAUGAAAUAACAAAUGGAAUUAAUUAUAGAUACUGGAUCUUCUGAUCUAUGGGUUCCAUCAAUAGAUGCAAAAGGAUUCCUUAAUUAUGGUAUAUAAUAAGAAAUUCAUAUAUUAGUCAAGCGAUAUGAUUAUAAAGCAAGUUAGACAUGUAUUAAAACUGAUUCUCGUUAUUAAAUUUUCUAUGAUGAUGGUCCUAUUUCAGGUACUUUGGCUUGGGAUUAAGUGUGGAUGCAUAAUAUCAAGUUUAAUUAAUCCUUUCUAUUAAUUGAAAAUGCAAGUGGGAAUAUUGCAUCAAGUGGAGGUAUUCUAGGACUUGGAUUUCAUUCUAUUGCUGCCAAUCCAUAUCCAUCUAUUUUGGAAUCACUUUAUUAAUAAAAACUUAUAUCUAAAAAAUACUUUUCAUUAUAUUUAAAAGAUGAAGGUGAAUUUGGUAGUUAUAUACUUUUUGGAGGUAUUGAUAUGCAAUUUGUGUAAAAGGACUAAAAGAUAUCUUAUAUACCACUAUUAUCUGAAUAUCAAUAUCUAAUAGGAAUAGAGGGAAUGUCAAUUGAUGAUGAAUUAUUCACUAUUACGACAGCUCUAGUUGACAGUGGAACUAGUUGUCUAACUAUUCCUGCAAUUGCAAUAGAUGAUAUGUUGUAAGUAUUUACAGCAAAAGGAGUACAAUGUUCAUACAAAGUUGAAAAUUAUGCACCAUCUUAUAGUACUGUACAUUGUUUCGUAGAUGCAACACAUGAACAAGGAAUUAUUGAUUAAUUUCCUAUUAUAAAAAUAAGAGUCAAUAGUUCCUUAGAAUUACUCUUAAAUCCUUAAGACUAUAUCUAUUGUAUAAUAUUAUUAUUAAUAUUUUAAUAGCUUGUACAAUAAUAGAUGAAAGUCAAUCAAAAUGUAAUACUAAACUAGAAAGAUCAGAGAUAGAUAACUUUUUAUUGUUAGGUGAUGCAUUUCUACAUAGCUAUUAUACUGUUUUUGAUCAAACUGAUAAAUAGAUUGGAUUUGCACAUUCAAUAAAUAAUAAAGGAUUAAAAUUACAUGUUAAAACAAGACAUCUAAUUAGUUUUGCCCAUAUGCUUAUUUUAUAUAUUAAUUUGUUAUUAAUUUUAUGA
Molecule: messenger RNA, 1244 nt
Organism: Paramecium primaurelia
Lineage: Eukaryota; Ciliophora; Oligohymenophorea; Peniculida; Parameciidae
Source: the annotation of a GenBank genome assembly